AUGUCGACCGAUAGCGCCUCUACUCUCACAACGUCACUUAUCCACGGAAAUUCCGCCAAGCAACAGGUACAAGCGCACAUCUUCUCCGCCUUUGCGGCCAUCGCCUGGUACAAUGCCAUCGAGCUCGUUAUCCUGUGCUUCGUCUCCUUUAAGCGAUGGCAUGGCUGUUAUUUCUGGAGUUUGCUGGUCGCGUCGGCCUCCAUCAUCCCCCACUGUCUGGGCUAUGUCCUUCUUUUCUUUCCAACGGGGGUCUCUGCCUAUAUCUGUGUUACCCUCAUCAUGUUCAGCUGGUGUGGUAUGGUGACGGGCCAGUCAAUGGUUCUCUGGUCACGUCUGUAUCUGGUGCUGCAGAACACCAAGGUGUUGCGUCGAGUCCUAUGGAUGAUCGUGGUUGACGCCGUGCUGUUCCACAUACCAGCGAUCGUGCUUCUGUAUGGUGCCGUGUCCACCCCCUACGGCAACUUCGCCCAAGGUUACAACAUCUUCGAACGCAUCGAGUUGGUGGGGUUCUGCAUCCAGGAGCUGAUCAUCUGGGGCAUCUACGUGUGGGAGACUGUCAAGCUGCUGCGGUUGCGGCCCCAAGGGCGGCGUCAUGGCAUCUUGCAACAGCUGCUUAUGAUCAACAUUCUCAUCCUCAUUCUGAGCGUGAUCGUCGUGGUCACCGAGUACGUUGGUUAUUAUGCCGUCGAGGUCUUGUUCAAGCCCGUCGCCUACAGCAUCAAACUUAAAUUAGAAUACGCCAUCCUGGGGGAACUGGUUGCCAUCGCUCGCGGAUCUUACCGCUUUGAAGAUGUGCCGUCGAGUGCUCGUGAGAUCAACUCUUUUCCAUCCUCUUCGCCAUGGUUCUGGGGCAAGUGCCAGAGUGGUCCUGAGAUCUCGAACCAGACGGCAAACGAAUCCGCCAUGGGAUCGAACCUAAUAGGUUGGCAAGAGAUCCCCUUGAAAGCUAUGGGUGUAUUGUCUGUGACAGUGGAUAUUUCGGACGGCCUCCUGGUCCCGGCACAAUUGGUAUUUGGAGCUGUUCAAGGCAUCGAAGUCGGCGACCCCACUAUCUUGAAAGGCAUCGUGAUCAGUGUCACUAACGUUAUCCUGGUUGUGCUAUUUUCGUCUAGCCGCUUGGGAUAA
Penicillium arizonense is the source of this 1125-nucleotide messenger RNA. RefSeq lists its product as uncharacterized. NCBI's taxonomy places the organism in Eukaryota, Fungi, Ascomycota, Eurotiomycetes, Eurotiales, Aspergillaceae. Gene Ontology annotation, biological process: potassium ion transmembrane transport. Gene Ontology annotation, cellular component: membrane. Bases 1 to 1125 code for a protein of 374 amino acids. The record is from RefSeq and is a predicted model, not a curated record. The transcript has 3 exons. Gene Ontology annotation, molecular function: potassium ion transmembrane transporter activity.